This is a messenger RNA of Striga hermonthica, 921 nucleotides long. Lineage: Eukaryota; Viridiplantae; Streptophyta; Magnoliopsida; Lamiales; Orobanchaceae. The record is from the annotation of a GenBank genome assembly.
AUGAGUUUUUUAACAUUUAUAACCGGCUCGACAAGAUCGUGGCAACCGGCUUUAACAGUCGACACGACAAAUGCAUCGUAUUGGCUGAAUUGGAGAGUUUUGUUAUGCUCGAUAUGGAUUCUAAUGUCGAUGGUUUUCGCAUCAUUGCUAAUAUCGAAACACGAGUAUCGUCAAAGUUCGAACGAACGGAGCUUGGAGAGUCAACAGCAAGAAAAAGAACCGGCCGGAGUUUUGUACGAGGAUGAAGUUUGGAGACCUUGUCUGAAGAGCAUUCAUCCUGUUUGGCUGCUCGGUUAUCGAGUUUUCGCAUUCGUCGUGCUCUCGUUGAUGCUUAUUUUGAACGUUGUUGUCGAUGGAGGGGCCAUUUUUUACUUCUAUACACAGUGGACUUUUACGCUUAUCACAAUCUACUUCGCACUUGGGUCCUUGCUGUCAAUGUGGGGUUGCUAUCGAUACAAUAAGAAUGGUGCUGGUAUGCAAUUUGAUGCCGAAAAUGGAUCUUCUUCGACAACUCAGAACAUAAAUGUGGUGAAUUUUGCAAAAGGAGUCGAACUCAAUCAAGAAAAUGUGGUUCGCAAAAAAGCCGGGUGUUUGGCUUAUACCUUUCAAAUCAUUUUCCAGAUGAAUGCUGGAGCCGUGAUGCUUACAGACACCGUUUUUUGGUUCAUCCUGGUCCCGUUUCUAGUCAUUAAAGCUUACAAUUUGAAUUUCUUGAUUAUUAACAUGCACUCGAUCAAUGCCGUUUUUCUGCUGGGAGAAACUGCUUUAAACUCCUUGAGAUUUCCAUGGUUCCGCAUCGGCUACUUUUUUCUCUGGACCUCGACUUAUGUACUCUUCCAAUGGGUUGUGCAUGCAUGCGUUUCGAUUUGGUGGCCAUAUCCAUUUCUUGAUUUAUCAUCUUCAUAUGCACCACUAUGGUAA